GUUAUUGCGAAUUCAAGAUUCACAUUGAUUUUCACUUUAUCAGGGGCACACGUUGCCGGAGUCCAAACCAACCUGAAUCCGGUACCAAACGGAUAUUCUUCCACUUCAAAGCGGGCAUAAUUUGUUAUAUCAAAUUCAGAAAGCUACCAUCCAUUUCCAUUCAAGGAGGAUGUAUUCAGUACUGAGUUUAUUGUGGAUUCAAUUUCUAAUAGGUUAGGUUGGAGCUUACCAGUUGAUAAUGCCAAACAGCUUGAUUUCAAAGCUGUGGUGUUAUAAAAUCCUCCUAUAAGUAAAAAUAGAGAACUUGCUUAUUAAGAAAGACAACGUGAAUUAUGGUAGCUAGCAAGUGCCUGAUUCAUCCAUGAUCGAAGUGACUAACAAAUGAGCCAUUUGCCAUCCUUCGUCAUUUCUGCAAAUACAGUUUGAUUUUUGUCUAUUGAACUAACUGUUCAGUUCCUGCGAUUCAUUCUGUCCACCUACUAAAUCAGCCACGUGAUCUUAAAAAAGAGAGUUUCCUUCUUCUAUGGGACUUUGUUGGGCUUGAUCUUGGGCAUAGUAUAAUCCAGCCCACACAAUUUGCUCAUUUACAGCUAAACGCCUCAACCCCAAAGGUCUAUGUCUUUUUAGUUUCCGCUCUACUCUUCAAACAAACCCUACUCUUCAAGGUGAAUGAUUUUGUGAGUGAGAAACGAAGACAAUUGAUUAUAUAGAGGAGACAUGGCAAGCCAAGCAUCUUUUAAUGGCAACGUGAAGAAAGCAUUGGCUGGCCUCAGAAGAAUCAGUCUUGAAGGUUUGAGAUGGAGAGUAUUUGAUGCUAAAGGCCAGGUCCUUGGAAGAUUAGCAUCUCAAAUUUCAACAGUAAUUCAAGGCAAGGAUAAACCUAUUUAUGCUCCAUAUCGUGAAGAUGGAGAUAUGUGCAUUGUGAUUAACACAAAGGAUGUAUCUGUUACGGGGAGAAAGAUGACGGAUAAAUUUUAUCGCUGGCAUACUGGUUAUGUGGGAAAUCUCAAGGAAAGGAGUUUAAAGGAUCAGUUGGCUAAGGACCCUACAGAAGUCAUUCGCAAAGCUGUCUUGCGCAUGCUUCCUAGAAAUAAAUUACGUGAUGAUAGAGAUCGGAAACUGAGGAUUUUUGCUGGAAGUGAGCAUCCAUUUGGUGAUCGGCCCCUUGAACCAUACAUAAUGCCUCCUAGAACUGUACGAGAAAUCCGGCCACGUGCCAGACGGGCCAUGAUCCGAGCACAGAGAAAGGCUGAACAGCAAGUACGGGGUGCCAAUGAAAUGAGGAAAGGCAGGAAGAAAGAAGUUGAAGCAGAAGUCGCCCAAUGAAAUUUGGGAUAAUGAUACAGGAAAAGAAGAGGAUAUGACUAGAUGCAACUUUGAAAGAGAUAGCAUGUCUUUCUCUUGCUGGUCUUUCCUUUUGUUCGUCUAUAUUUAAACACCAUAAAGUAGUCCUCGAAAUUAAUUCAGUUUUUCAAACAUAUUGGGAAUGCAGUCCUUGAGGUCUUUGAAGGUGAGUGCAUUCCUUGGGUAUCUGGAAGUGAGUGCCUUCCUCAUAUGAUCUGAAAGUGUGAUAGGAGGGAAAAUGGCCCUAAUUGAUUUUGUGCUUGUUGGAAAUUAUGUAAAAAACUUUGUGGGAAAGUUUCUGCCUAGAAUGCAAUGCUGAAUUUCCAUGA
This is a messenger RNA of Ricinus communis (castor bean), 1673 nucleotides long. Its product is annotated as 50S ribosomal protein L13. Bases 718 to 1326 code for a protein of 202 amino acids. Gene Ontology annotation, molecular function: structural constituent of ribosome; mRNA binding. The transcript is spliced from 6 exons. Gene Ontology annotation, biological process: negative regulation of translation; translation. The record is from RefSeq and is a predicted model, not a curated record. Gene Ontology annotation, cellular component: ribosome; mitochondrial large ribosomal subunit. Lineage: Eukaryota; Viridiplantae; Streptophyta; Magnoliopsida; Malpighiales; Euphorbiaceae.